Messenger RNA from Triticum dicoccoides, 2658 nucleotides. Its product is annotated as BTB/POZ domain-containing protein POB1-like. Bases 604 to 1245 code for a protein of 213 amino acids. Gene Ontology annotation, biological process: response to red light. Gene Ontology annotation, cellular component: nucleus. The record is from RefSeq and is a predicted model, not a curated record. The transcript is spliced from 13 exons. Lineage: Eukaryota; Viridiplantae; Streptophyta; Magnoliopsida; Poales; Poaceae.
CCCCCCUGUUCUUCUUCCUCCCCUCUAGCAGCAGUCCAAGAAGUUAUUCUUCCUCCCUCAGCAAUGGCAGUCGACGUGUCCAACUCAUCGCUCUUUCAGUCAGGCCCCAUGUUUGUUCGGGUUUUCCUUUGUCUCGUGCACACGGAAGGAACCAGUCAGCAUGAGCCGCUGGCUGAUUUCUCCUUCUUUCAAGGAGAGAAAGAGAAAUCGCUCGUUCGAUCUUCUGACGAAGUUUUGAAGAGAAGAGGAAGCCUCAUCAGAUGGAAAAACAUCAGAAGACGACGUUGGGCUUCUUAGUUGGGCUUUUUAGUGCUACUAAGAGGCCUAGCCCACAGAUCCACAGGCCAAUGGCCCGCGCCCUGGGCUUCUUAGUUGGGCUUUUUAGUGCUACUAAGAGGCCUAGCCCACAGAUACACAGGCCGAUGGCCCGCGCCCUUGUCGAUAUCCUACUACUCACAUCCGCUAUCCCCCGCAAACCCCCACCGUCUCCCUCUCCUGCGGCCGCUGUACCGCCCCUCGCGUCCGCCGGAACUCCGGCGCCUCGCAAGCCCCCCCGGCCGCCCCGGCCGCCCCGGCCGCCGGCAAGGACUUUCACUCAUCGAAAUGGCAUUGACCGUUGAUGCCUCUGCGAUGGGAAAAUUUGAGUUUGCAUAUCAGGAUGAUAGCUUCUGCGACAAGGUCCUCCGUUUGGAAGUCGUUGCACCUAGACCUGCUCCCAAACCCGCUGCCGCCAACCUUGAUGCCAGCCUUGGUCCUAACUCUAUCCUUCCGGUCUCCAGGAAGAGGGCACGAGUUGAGGAUGCUAGUUUAGAUGAAUCUUCAGUGACAUUAUAUAAUAAGGAGCUGGAAAAGGAGGGAAUCACUAAACAGACUGGCACAGAUCAUGAUCCAGAUGAUUCAGAUUUGAAUGUAAACAACAAUGAAAAUGUGGAUCCUAACUCUAUCCUUCCGGUCUCCAGGAAGAGGGCACGAGUUGAGGAUGCUAGUUUAGAUGAAUCUUCAGUGACAUUAUGUAAUAAGGAGCUGGAAAAGGAGGGAAUCACUAAACAGUCUGGCACAGAUCAUGAUCCAGAUGAUUCAGAUGACAACAAUGAAAAUGUGGACCCAAUAAUCAUCAUGACAAAAGAUAUUAAACUUAAAGUUUCAUCAAUCCUGCUGGCUUCGGAAAGCAUCUAUUUCCGUAAAGCUUUUCUCAAAUGGCAUGAGAGAAUCUGUGGAUCGUGUUGUCCAUCAACAAUUAUCUGAGGAAGAAUUGGAGCCUUUUGAAGAUAUUAUAAAUUUCAUUUACAAGGCCAAGUUCAGUAAAUUGGAUCCAAAGAGCUUGUUGAGCGUUGUCAUGGCUGCUGACAAAUUUGAGGUCAAUCAAGCAAUGAAACAGUCCAUAGAGUUUAUGCUUGAAUCGGAAUUGAAUCUUGAGGCAGCUGUACUUUAUCUGGAGUUUUCUCCAGCUAAUGCUACUGUAGCUCAAGCUUUGGCCCCAGUGAGAGCUGCUUCUGGUCGAUUUCUGACUCAAAUGUUCAAGAACGUGUUUAGCCAUAAGGACGAUCUUCUAGAGUUGCCUCUUUCAGCUAUCUUAGAAAUUUUCAGAAGCAGUGAUUUAAUUGUUCCAAAUGAAGAUUAUGUUUACCUUUUUCUGGUGGAUUGGGUCAAGAAAAAAUAUGAAGAUGAGCACAUGAGGUGUACCGUUUUUAGCAAAGCGUUGGUGUUCCUUAUUCGAUUUAUGCACAUGACGAUCGACCGCCUAAUGGCCUUCUCAAAUUGCCCUCUGAUGCCUAACAAAGUUGAUGUCAAGUCAAUUAUUUCUAGUGCAUUCUUGUUCAAGAUCAAUUGUUCGACAGUGAAGGUAGCUCAUUGGAAUUAUGCCCAGCGGAAUUAUCUGAUUAGGCCAGUCAUUUUGACGAACCUUCUGCCAUACAACGAAUUGUUGGCCUAUUUUGAUCUUCCUCUGGCCGACUUUGCCCGGAUGAGUAAUCCUGCGUGGAGGAGUACAUAUACUGAGGUUUUUGCCUAUGGCGGCUACAGACUCUUUGUGCAGUGCCAAACUACUAUAGAUGCGGUAUCCAAUGCUCCAAGUGCAUUUGGGAUGUUUUUGUGUGCUCAGAAGUCAACUCAGCCUGAAGUCUUGUCUGUGGCCUUCUCAGUAAGGCGAAAACCUGGUGGCGGCUAUGUGGACAAGUUUUCAUUUGACAGCCCCUUCCUUCCGGAUAACAAGUUUGGAGUUGCUGAUUUAUUAUUAACACCCUGGGCUGAGCUUCUUGAUGAGAACAACUUGUUUUUGAUCAAUGGUUGAGUUUAUUUUAGAGUCCGGGUGUCCAUCAGACAGCAAAGGCUUUUCAGGCCUCCAGGAGAAGGAAGGCGGCCUGCACUUGUCUCUCUUAAAAACCCGUGUCCAGGAGAAGGUCUUCUACUGUGGAUGGAUAGUCUCCUUUUAGACCUGUCGUGUUAUCUGUUUUGUGGAUGGAUGGCUAGUCUUUUUUAGACCUCUCGUGUUAUCUGUUUUGUGGAUGGAUGGAUAGACUUUGUUUCAUUGUCUUGCAUGGGAUGGAAACUUCUUUUUUGAAUGCUGAUGAAUAUGUUCAGCAUGAACAAGCGGUGGUACUUUUGUUGAUUAGAUUGAAGACAUGAUGUUGAAAUCAAUGGCAGUAUGUAUGUUUUGAA